Messenger RNA from Lactuca sativa (garden lettuce), 1223 nucleotides. Its product is annotated as F-box protein At3g56470-like. Gene Ontology annotation, molecular function: protein binding. The record is from RefSeq and is a predicted model, not a curated record. NCBI's taxonomy places the organism in Eukaryota, Viridiplantae, Streptophyta, Magnoliopsida, Asterales, Asteraceae.
UGAAUAGGAAUGUUAUUUGGUAUAUUUUUCUUAAAAUAUUAAUUAAUAAUGGGAACAAAUUGUGAAAUUAAAUAAUUAAUAGUAAUUAAUUUGUUACGUAGAAAACGCAAGGAAUGGAUACCGGAACGAAGAAGGAAGUUCCGGCUGAAAAGAGAUCAUUUUCCAAUCUUCCCCCGGAGAUUCUAUCCUCCAUAGCCGAUAGAUUACCGAUGAUUGAGCUUUUAGGUUUCCGUGGAACCUGUAAUGAUUUCCGAUCUGCUUCAUCCACUGCGUCAGCUGCAAUCGAAUCUCUUCGAUCUCCAUGGUUACUGUUCCACAAAACCGACAGUUCAGAAUGUCUCAUCUACAACGACGAAGAAUCAAAAACCUACAAUCGGAACAUUCCAGAUCUCAAAGGCGCAGUCUGUCUUGCAUCAUAUCACGGAUGGCUGCUACUAUAUAAAGACGAAUCGAUUUUCUUCUUUUGCCCCUUUUCACUUGCGAAAAUCGUUCUUCCCGAUUUCCCACACAAGCAAAUCGACGGCCAUGUCGCGGCGUUUUCCGACGUACCUACCUCUGAUCACUGCAUCGUCUCCGUUAUCAACGGUAUCGAUGAAGCGUCUGUUGAAGUAAACGUGAUUUCCAAAGGCCAAACUGCGUGGACUCCACACAUGAUACCGACCCGUAAUAAUUUCAGCUCUUCCAUUAGUGCAGCAACAUUCGAUGAGAAGAGUCGAAAUUUUUACUACAUGGAUGAUGGGAAAACUAUGUUAUCAUUUUCAGUGAAAGAUAAAAAAUGGAAACCCUACACCAUCGUGAAAGGUGCUGAAGUGAACAAGGAUAUGGAAAGUAUGCCUUAUUGUUAUAAGAAGCAUGUCUUUCGUAACAGGAUUGAGGAUACCAGAGACCGAUUUAAUCUUGAAGACGAUGAAUAUGUUGCUGUUUGUGGAUUAUCAUACGAAUCAGCUGAGGAUUGUCAUCGACAUGUGUAUCUAAACGAAGUUGUAGAUGAUUCUCCUUCGAAAAAGCGUGUGCGUAGAGCGGUGUGGAUUCAACCGAGGUUCUUUGAAGCUCAUCCCAACCAGCUGCGAUGCGAUUAUUGUUACUAUUUGCUUUCAGGAUCUUUGGUUUGGUUUAGUAAGUGUGUCAAAACUUGUGAGAAGGAAAGCACGAAGCGGCUGCAAGGUCCAAUGGAUGUCGAUCGAUUCAGGCUAAGGAAGCGUCUCCGGGGUCGACUAGACUGA